AUGGGCGAGAUGGAUGGGCCGGAGUUUUAUCCCGAUCCUGUCACCGGUCUCCCGAAUGGUCCUAGAUGGGGGAGGCGAGGAAAUGGCGGAGGGCGCGGAAUAGGGCCUGGGAGAAAUACCAACGAGACCAUCAACAGCGCAUGGGCAGUUGGCAACGACAGUGACUUUGAGGUGUGGAAUAAUGGCCGACUGGUCGCCAGCGGAGGAGAUCGCUUGACUCACGGUGGAGGCCGUCGUGGUGGAGAGCAUCUCUACUUCGAUGAUGACUUUUCUGAUGACUUUGACGACUUCGGUGGCGGCCCAUUUGAGAGAGAAUCACGCCGUGGCCCCGGAAGUAACCCUUUCGGUGGACGCUCUCCUCGAGGACGAGGUCAGCUUCCUCCAGGCAUGGAAUUUGUUCCGCCAUGGCUGUUCGACGACUUUGACGAGGAUGAUUUCCAUGACUUUGAAAUAACGGCGUCUUUUGGAGGUAUGCCACUUGGACGACGGGAAAGGGGACCGCGUCGAGGUGGCAGAGAGGGCAUCAGAAUUACGCGACAAGGAGGGGCUAUGGUGGUGGACAACCAGUUUGGCAGUCCACCUCACAGAGGUCCAGGACGAAGCGGCCUUGAUAUAAUGCCAGACGAGGACUACAAUGCUGAUGACUACGACGGUGGUGACGACGAUCAUGAUGGUAAUGAAGAAGACGAAGAAGCCAUGGGAGGUAGUUCUGGUGGGAGAUUCCAGGAUCGUGUCUAUCGGACUCGAAAUGGAGGGACCCUUCGCAUCCACUCUGGAUGGUAG
Molecule: messenger RNA, 783 nt
Organism: Cladophialophora psammophila CBS 110553
Lineage: Eukaryota; Fungi; Ascomycota; Eurotiomycetes; Chaetothyriales; Herpotrichiellaceae
Exons: 1
Coding region: 1-783 (260 amino acids)
Source: RefSeq, a predicted model, not a curated record